AUGGUGUCUCCCAUGCCUCCCGCACCGACACCCCCUGGUGGCAGUAUGCCCUCCAACGGCGAUCGCAGCAACAAUUUGCUGAAUUUGCUCAAGUUCAGCGGUGUCGGAAGUGCGUCGGCUGCGCAGGCUCGCCAGGAAGGCUAUCAGCAGCAGCAACAGCAGCAGCAACAGUCUCCCCAGCAGCAGCAAGCCCAGCAGCACCACUACCAACAAUCACCGCAGCAGCAGCAGCAUCACCAGCAUCAACAGUUGCAGCAUCAGCCCCACCAGUCCCAGCCUCAGCCUCAUCAGCAAGGCCGUGACUCGUCCUCGACGAUGCCUUCGUCCAUUCCGACGCAGAUCGUCGCACCCGCCCGCGCCCCGGCCGACCCUACCGGCCUGCUCGCCGCUCUGAUGAAAGGAGCUCACGAUGGCGAGGAGUCGCGUUCCGAGCCGCCUCAAAACGGCUCCUUCUCGACUUUUGGCGCAUCGUCGCCCCCCGACGAUACGCGCGCCUAUCUCUUGAACUUGCUGAACCGUCCGAAGCCCAGUCAGAAUGACUUGCUUCUAUCCGAGUCCACCCGUUCCAACCCCCCUCAGGCGGGCGAAAACAUCCUUCACAGGGUGCUUGCUGAAGCUGGCCAAGCUCCCAACUUGUCCCACAUGGCUUCCAACUCGUUCGAGUACGACCCCAACAGCUACGCUCAAUCGAGCGGCAACUAUGGCGCCUACUCGUUCCCUUCCACCCAAGAUUCGAACCUCCACGUCGCCCAGCACCAGCACCAGAACCAGCAGCAGUAUGGCUACAAUGCCAACCACAACGGCAGCAGCUUCGACGAGUCUCAAAUCACUUCGCCACACAACAGAACUCCCAAGACGGGUUCAAUCUCGGGAAUUGCCCCAGCUCAGUCGUCUGGCCAGUCACCUGCUGGUCCGGCUUUCCAGAUCCUCAAAAAGGCUCACGACUCGCCGAGCUCUCACCAUUCCCAUCACUCCCAUCACUCCCAUCACGGAAGCGAGUCUAAGCGCAUCGUCAACGAGCACCGCAGCCCUCUGGCCAGCCCCGAGCGCCUUCGUCACAGCUUCGGCCACGGUUCUUCUCCUGCAGACAAGCUUGCUAAUCCUACGCCUGGCUCCACUGCCUCGUAUGCGAGCAUCCCUGCCGAGAAGAACAAGGAGACGGUUUCCGAGGCAAUCCACGAUAUUGCCCAGCAAGCCGACUACGAGGCCCAGCAAGCUCUGGCCCGCGCUGAGGAAGAGCAGUCGCGGCCAGAGUACCUGCAGGAUCUCGAAGAUAUGGACACCGCCCGUACCGAGAGGGAGUUCGAGGAGAGCGCCCAUCAUGCUGCUCAAGCCAUCAAGAAGGAGCUCGAACGCGAGGAGAAUAGAGACCUCCUCGAAAAGGUUGUCUCCGCCGAGGUGGCUGAGGAGGUUCGCGAGAUCAUCGAGGAGGCUGCGAGCCAUGCCGUCGCCGACAGUUGGGAGAGCGCCGACCAGGACGAGAUUGUGGUGAUCGAGGAGGAAACUCCCGCUCCCGUAAAGGUCUUCAACUUCCCAAUGAAGCCUUGGAUCUCAAUUGCUCUGCAGGACAGCGCUACCGAGCCUCGACCCCAGUUCAGAGACGAUGCCAUCAUGGACAUUGCCCGUCUCAAGAAAGAGUUCGACCAAAUUGACCGCAAUCUCUACACGGCCACCGAGAACUACAUGGCGUACGGCAUGUCCAAGGCUGGUGGUCUCCGUGUCAUCAGGCAAGACGACGGCAAGGACGCCAAGAUCUUUACCGACACCAAGGACCGCAUCUUCAAUGUUGCCAUGUCCGUCACUCCCACUGACCACACCGGCAUCCACCGCGAGGCCAUCAUUGGUACUGGCAUCACUGGCACUGUCUACUGGGUUCAGAUCAAGAGCGGCGAGAAAGACCACAUUGAGGAUGCCCACCCCGAGCAGUACGGCUUCGCUUUGCCCCCCAUGGCUUCCCACGAAGGUGGCGAUGCUCCUGGCGGCGUUCUCAAGACCCGUGCCCGCACGUCCACCAUCCACCCCGAGUUCUUCGCCGUUGGCCGCGGCAAGUCCAUCAACAUCAUCUGGCCCACAUACAUCAUGCAGAACAACCUGUUCAAGCCUGGCCACGACCGCGUCGUCGACACGGAGAGAUUGGCUAAGCAGUGCUCGUUGAAGAUCAACACCGGUAAGGCCGGUAAAGACUUCACGUUCAGUCAGGACGAUAGCGUGAUAGUGUCUCUUGACAAGUCUGGACGUGUCAAGUUCUGGGACGUCCGUGACCUGACUGCCGCCAAGGAGGGCAGCGAUCCUCGUGCGCCCAUUCCCGCACACACCUCACUGGAGGUGAAGGAACCUCUCAUGACCCUCACCAGCACUCCCGAGGGCGAGAAGGCGUGGCCUACAUCUGUUCUGCUGGUCGACAAGCUUCGCCCGUACCAAAAGCGCUGCGCUCUGCGUUAUAUGAUCAUUGGAAUGAAGCAGAACCACACUCUGCAGCUCUGGGAUCUUGCGCUCGGCAAACCUGUCCAAGAGUUCAACCUUCCCCACACCAAGGAGUCUGACGCUGUUUGCAGUGUCAUGUACCACCCUCCUACCGGCAUGCUGGUGAUCGGGCACCCGACCCGCAACUCCAUCUACUUUGCGCAUCUUUCGGCUCCUAAGUACAACUUGAAGAGCGUUUCGCAGGUGGACUACAUCCAGCGCCUGGUUGCCCAGGACACCACCAUCCCCGCGCCCGACUCGACUGCCGUUAUCAGCGGCGUUCGUGAAUACUCGUUUGCAAACCGUGGCAUCCUGCGUAGUCUCGACAUCCUCUGCAACCCUGCUAUGGCUCAAGAAACCGACGAGCCUACUCUGUUUGAACUCUAUGCCAUGCAUUCCAAGGGAGUCGCAUGCCUUUUGAUCAAGCAGGCUGAGCUCGGCUGGACCAAGGAUAACAAGGUCCUGGCACCCGUUGACGCAGUUGACGCUGGUGUUGUUACUAUUUCGAAGCUCAAGCCCCCCGCCAGCCAGCCCGCUGAGCCCAACCACCAGAAUGCCGAAGGCACCCACCCCUCGGCUCGCAACAUUGCCAAGGACUCCCUUCUGCAGACCACACCUUCUCACGAUGACAACACUCCCCGUCGCGGUCCCGAGUCUGUCACGCCGGUCAAGAUCGCCAAGGCGGAGCCAAAGGAGGAGGAGACGCCAGUUCCUGCUCCCGCCCCUGUCAAGGAGGAGAAGCAGGAGCGCAAGAGCCGCAAGAAGAAGGCAGCCGCAGCAGCCGCAGCGGCGGCCGCUGCUGCCGGCAACGAGCAAACGAACGGCUCGUCCCGUGUUGGUCCUUCCAACAACAACAACAAUUCCAAUUCCAAGGACUCGGGUAAAUCUUCCGGCAACAACUCCAACUCGAACUCCAUCACCCAAGAGUCUGUCGAAUCAGCAAUCAGCAGCAUGGAGACUCGCCUCCAGAAUGGAUUCAACAACUUGCUCAACUCAUCGUUCAAGACGCUCCACGGCCGCAUUGACGAGGGCCUGCGUGCUCGCGAGGCCGACUUCGACGACCGCCAGCUCAAGCUCCUGAACAUGGUCUCGGAGGUCCUCAACGAGAACACCCAAAAGGUUCUCGAGGCCCUCAUCCAGGAACAGUUCAGCAACGCGGUUAUUCCCGCUAUUGCUGAUGUCGCCGGCAAGGCUGUUUCUGACCAGUUCACCAAGAGCAUGAACAACCAAGUCUCGCACUCCGUUCAGAAGGAAAUUCACAAGGCCCUUCCUUCCGCGACUCAGCACGCGCUGCAGAAUGGCGACUUUGUGAAGGCCAUCUCGGAUAGAGUCGGAGCCACGGUGGCGGCCAACGUCCAGCAAGAGGUCGUCAACACUUUGACCUCUCGCCUGGCUCCCUCCUUCACCAACAUGGCGACCCAGGCUUGCCAGCGAGUGGUCGGUGAACUCCAGAAGCAGCACCGCACUGAGAUGGAGACUCUCAACGCCCAGCGCCUCGCCGAGAGCAACAAGGUUGAUCAACUUUCUGCCAUCGUGACUCGUCUUACUGGCACGAUCUCGAGCAUGGCGGCGUCCCAGGAGCAAUUCCAGAACGAGUUCCUCAAGUUCCAGCAGCAGAUGAUCCGUGUUCAGGCUCAAGCCCAGCAGCAACAGCAGCAGCAGCAGCAGCAGCCUCAACAGGUGCCGCAUCACCAGCAGGCCCCCUCUUACGCCCCUUCUGUUGUUAGCCAAGUUCCCAGCCAGGUUCCUAGCCACAUGCAGAGUCAGGCCUACAGCAACCUGCAGAGUCCUGACAGGGCUUCGCAGCACUCCAUGAGCUACAGCGGCCACUCUCAGGCUCUCACGGUGGCCAAGUCCAACAAUGAGUACGAUGCCGAUCUCCAAGCCCGCAUUGCUGUCGUCAACCAGCCGAUGAAGGAAGGCAGAGCCGAGGAGGCUGUCGUUCGCUGGAUGCAAUCUGGCCGUGAGCAGGAAGUGUUUGAAAAGUACAUGUCCAAGUACAGCCCCGAAUUCGUCCGCAACCUGCCGCACCUCGUCCUCUUAACCGUGACUGCCACGGUCAGUCUCAACCUGGAGUCAUACACUCGUGAGAGAAUCGCCUGGCUCGAAAUGGUUGUGCACAGCCUCCAGGUCUCGCUCGGCGAAAUGGAUGGUGACGCUCGUGCGGUUACACCAAAGAUUAUGGGUAUGCUGGUGGCCCGCGUCGAGGGUCUCUUCGUUCGCAUCAGCAGCACGUCGGGCAACGACCCGGUUCUCAAGAACCUCUCGCAGAUUAUUGUCAACGCGAAGCGGGUGAUUGACGCGUGCCAGGACGAGCAGCAGUAUGCUUGA
Colletotrichum abscissum is the source of this 4794-nucleotide messenger RNA. RefSeq lists its product as uncharacterized. NCBI's taxonomy places the organism in Eukaryota, Fungi, Ascomycota, Sordariomycetes, Glomerellales, Glomerellaceae. Gene Ontology annotation, molecular function: protein binding. Gene Ontology annotation, biological process: deadenylation-independent decapping of nuclear-transcribed mRNA. Gene Ontology annotation, cellular component: P-body. The transcript is spliced from 2 exons. The coding region runs from base 1 to 4794 and encodes 1597 amino acids. The record is from RefSeq and is a predicted model, not a curated record.